Messenger RNA from Elephantulus edwardii (Cape elephant shrew), 1296 nucleotides. It is a transcript of the gene TEKT1, whose product is annotated as tektin 1. The record is from RefSeq and is a predicted model, not a curated record. Gene Ontology annotation, cellular component: nucleus; microtubule cytoskeleton. Bases 9 to 1265 code for a protein of 418 amino acids. The transcript has 7 exons. NCBI's taxonomy places the organism in Eukaryota, Metazoa, Chordata, Mammalia, Macroscelidea, Macroscelididae. Gene Ontology annotation, biological process: cilium movement involved in cell motility; cilium assembly.
AACAUCAAAUGGCCAAACUGCUACAGUCUCCCCCUAAGUUCCUUCCUGCAGAAUGGCACAUUGCUAACAAGAACCAGUACCACAGUGCAGAUGCCCAGAGGUCCAGAUCUGAACGCCUGGUGGCAGAAAGCCAGAGGCUUGUGGAUGAAAUUGAAAAGAGCACAAGAAAGGCUCAAAGUGAUGUGAACAAGAAACUAGAACAGAGACUUGAGGAAGUCAAGUUCUGGAAGAAGGAGUUAGAUGACAAACUUGAGCAGCUUGUGCACGAAACUGACGAUCUACUGAUAUUCAAAAUCAGGUUGGAAAAAGCCCUGGAGAGCUUAAAAGAACCCUUGCACAUCACUCAGCUGUGCCUUGAGUACAGGGAGAAGCGAGUUGGGAUUGACUUGGUCCAUGAUGAAGUGGAAAAGGAGCUGCUGAAGGAGAUUGAAAUCAUCCAGGGGGUGAUGGCCGUGCUGACCCGCACCCUGGAGGAGACUACCGAGCAGAUCAGACUGAACCGUGCUGCGAAGUACAAUCUUGAAAAAGAUUUGAAGGACAAGUUUGUGGCUGUGACCAUUGAUGAUAUCUGCUUCUCACUCAACAACAACUCGCCAAAUAUCAGAUAUUCUGAGAAAGCAGUGAGGGUUGAACCAAACUCCGUGAGUCUGGCAGACUGGUUGGAUUUCUCCAACGCCAACGUGGAGAAGGCUGACAAGCAGCGCAACAACUCCCUGAUGCUGAAGGCCCUUGUGGACCGAGUCCUGUCCCAGACAGCCCACGACUUGCGCAAGCAGUGUGACGUGGUGGACACGGCGUUCAGGAUCGGACUGAAGGAGAUCAAGGGUGCCAAGGACAAGCUGGCUGUCCACCUGGCCAAGGUCAUGGAAGAGAUUGCUUCCCAGGAGAAGAACAUUGAAGCUCUCGAAAAAGCCAUCACUGACCAAGAAGGGCCCGCCAAGGUGGCUCACACGCGCCUGGAGACCAGGACGCAUCGGCCGAACGUGGAGCUGUGUCGCGACAACGCGCAGUAUAGACUGAUCAAGGAGGUCCAGGACAUCAGCCACAACAUUACAAGAUUAAAGGACACAUUAGCCCAAGCUCGGGUGGAGCUGAAGGGGCUGAACCGCAGACAGCUUGCCCUGCAGGAGGAGAUUCAAGUCAAGGAGAACACCAUCUACAUCGACGAGGUGCUGUGCAUGCAGCUGAGGAAGUCCAUCCCGCCCCAGGUUGGGGAAGAGCAGGGGGGCUGGGUUGGGGGCCUCUGCCCAGAUGCUGUCUGCUAAUAGCAGGCCGAGUGGGCAAUUCUCAUUAAAC